This is a messenger RNA of Gambusia affinis (western mosquitofish), 4331 nucleotides long. RefSeq names its product glutamate receptor, metabotropic 2a (gene grm2a). Gene Ontology annotation, molecular function: group II metabotropic glutamate receptor activity. The record is from RefSeq and is a predicted model, not a curated record. The transcript has 6 exons. Lineage: Eukaryota; Metazoa; Chordata; Actinopteri; Cyprinodontiformes; Poeciliidae. Gene Ontology annotation, biological process: regulation of synaptic transmission, glutamatergic; G protein-coupled glutamate receptor signaling pathway. Gene Ontology annotation, cellular component: membrane. The coding region runs from base 954 to 3635 and encodes 893 amino acids.
CAGCCCAGGAGUUUUAAAAACAGAACGAGCCUCACAGAAGCUGCAUUACGCUCAGAAAUACUCGUUGUAAUCUGGCACCGACCUCCAGCUAGGCGACGUAGGGCCGCUCCUCCGUGAGGAAAUCUUUGUUCAGAUAAAGGCUGUUAGGUUUAAGGUUCCCCAACAUUUGUUCAACAACUGAUGUUUGAAAACACAACCGGCGGGUACAGAAGGUUUUGCAUACAUAUAGGGUGAAAUCCAACUUUGUGCAACAAGGCUCCACUUGACCAGCGCUAAAUUAGAUAGAAGAAUCCCGGAUGUGAUUUGAUCAUCUCUGAUCUCCUUUUUUUUCCUUUUUUUUUUUUGCGUUGCAUGCAACAAAGUGACCGCCCUGUUUUGCAGGAUGAAACAGGGGGCGUCUGUUCCGACUGCUUUGUAGCGCGCUGAAGAAAUGUGACUUUUGAAGCGCUCUUGGCAGGAUCGGUACCUCCAGGAAUCCAGCAGCGCUCUCUGUUUAAGUGAGGCUGUUUUUCAGCACCGCGGACAGCUCCUGGCGUGCGGCUCAGCUGUACGCGCCUCAAACUUGAGGCAGCAGGAAACAACACUCGCCUCUCUCUUUUACUCAUUCACCCGACUCCAGUGUAAUCCACUUGUUUUGAGUCUAACAGGACAAACAGCGCUGCGGAGGAUAUGCGCUCCGUGUACACUGUGCAUGCUCUGCACAACAGCGCUGGAAAGAGAGGACUCGCGCACAGGCUGUAAUCUACAAACGCUCAGAAGAAGAGACGGACGAAAGGGAUGGCGGCGAUGCUGUACUUGGCCUCUGUCAGAAUAAAAACAACAGCACUUUGAGAUUUGCUGGUGCUGCUGCUCCUCUUGAGAUUUUUUUUUCUUUCAGUGGCACCAUCAUCAGCUCUGACCAGCCACUGAGCAGACCCCACAGGCAGGACAGUGUCAUUGUUUUCUCCAGGGACAUGUCAUUGGGGAAAUCCCCCAUGUGGGGGGUGCGCCCUGUGCGCCGACCCCUGUGUCUGUCCCAUCUCAGCCUGCUCUGCUUAUGCGUCUCCCUCUUUACCCGGGCAACACACGGCCUGCCUGUGGUGGCUUAUAACACAGACUCCAAGAAGGAGAUCACCCUGGAAGGAGAUCUAAUGAUUGGCGGCUUGUUUCCUGUGCAUCAGAAAGGUGAGGGGUUGGAAGACUGCGGGAAGAUCAAUUCACAGAGAGGGAUCCAGAGACUAGAGGCUAUGCUGCUGGCCUUGGAUGAAAUCAAUAGGGAUGAGCGGAUCCUUCCGGGGAUCCGACUUGGAGCCCACAUACUGGACACCUGUUCCAAGGACACUUACGCUCUGGAGCAGUCUCUGGAGUUUGUCAGGGCUUCCCUCACCAAAGUGGACGACAGCGAGUACACAUGCCCUGACGGUUCCUACGCCAUUCACGAUGACGUCCCUCUCGCUAUCUCUGGGGUCAUAGGAGGCUCCUACAGUGAUGUCUCUAUCCAGGUUGCAAAUCUCCUGCGACUUUUUCAAAUCCCCCAAAUCAGCUACGCUUCUACAAGUGCCAAGCUGAGUGACAAGACUCGCUAUGACUACUUUGCUCGCACAGUGCCCCCUGACUUCUACCAGGCCAAGGCCAUGGCAGAAAUCCUGCGUUACUUUAACUGGACCUACGUAUCGACCGUGGCCUCUGAAGGUGACUAUGGUGAGACUGGUAUCGACGCCUUCCAGCAGGAGGCGCGCGCUCGGCAGAUUUGCAUUGCCACAUCAGCCAAGGUGAGCCGAUCGAUGAGCCGCUGGAGUUAUGAGAACGUCAUCCGCUCCCUUCAGCAGAAGUCCAACGCCAAAGUGGUCAUCUUGUUCACCCGCAGUGAAGAUGCCCGGGAACUGCUGGUGGCAGCUAAUCGGAUGAACGUCAGCUUCACCUGGGUGGCCAGUGAUGGCUGGGGGGCCCAGGAGAGCGUGGUGAGAGGAAGUGAAGCUGUGGCAGAUGGGGCGUUCACUAUUGAACUUGCUUCUUAUCAAAUCCCCCACUUCAACCAAUACUUCACCGCUCUGCAUCCAUAUAACAACACCAGAAAUCCCUGGUUCAGGGAAUUUUGGGAAAACCAGUUCCAGUGCAGUCUCCAUGAUCUGGUUUGUGGAAAACACUCACUCCACGAAGUUCCAUUUCAGCCAGAAUCUAAGAUCAUGUUUGUAAUAAAUGCUGUGUACGCCAUGGCUACUGCCUUGCACAACAUGAGGCAGGCCUUGUGCCCCAACUACACCAAGGUGUGUGAUGCUCUCAAACCAGGAAAUGGACGCAAGUUUUACAGGGACUAUAUCUUGAAAGUCAAGUUUGAAGCACCCUUUCGUCCCCCCGACACAGAGAAUGUAGUUCGUUUUGAUGCCUUUGGAGACAGUGUUGGGCGCUACAACAUUUUCCACUACCAUAAAGAGGGUGGGCGCUAUGUCUACCGCAACGUUGGAUACUGGGCUCAAAGCCUGACCUUAAACACCAGCCAGAUUCCCUGGUCUGGCCAUGUUGCGCCCACAUCCCAGUGUAGUGACCCCUGCAGAAAGAAUGAGAUAAAAAGCAUGCAGCCUGGGGAUGUGUGCUGCUGGAUAUGUAUCCCCUGCCAGCCGUACCAGUAUCUUCAGGACGAGUUUACCUGUGCUGACUGUAGCUUCGGAGAGUGGCCUCUGGCCAAUCUCACAGGCUGUUACGACCUACCUGAGGAGUACAUUCGGUGGGAAGAUGCCUGGGCCAUUGGACCUGUCACUAUUUCCUGUCUAGGGAUGAUGAGUACACUAUUUGUCAUCGGGCUCUUUCUUAAAAACAAUGAGACACCUGUAGUAAAGGCCAGUGGACGUGAGCUCACCUACAUUCUUCUGCUGGGAGUGCUGAUGUGCUAUAGCAUGACAUUCAUCUACAUUGCCAGGCCUUCCACAGCAGUAUGCACUCUGCGCCGGUUAGGUUUAGGCACCUCAUUUGCUGUAUGCUACUCAGCGCUCCUUACCAAGACCAAUCGCAUUGCUCGGAUUUUCAGUGGAGUGAAGGAUGGUGCCCAGAGGCCUCGCUUUAUCAGCCCAGCCUCCCAGGUUGCCAUUUGUGGGGCUCUGAUUUCCUGCCAGCUGGUGGUGGUGGUGGUGUGGAUGUUGGUGGAGACCCCAGGUGUGAGAAAGGAAGUGAGCCCGGAGAAGAGAGACAUAGUUACUCUUAAGUGUAACAGCAAAGACUCCAGCAUGCUUCUGUCGCUCACCUACAACUGCAUACUCAUCAUCCUCUGCACAGUCUACGCCUUCAAGACCCGAAAAUGCCCGGAAAACUUCAACGAGGCCAAGUUCAUCGGGUUUACCAUGUACACCACCUGCAUCAUCUGGCUGGCCUUUCAACCCAUUUUCUAUGUCACUGCCAGCGACUACCGGGUGCAGACGACCACCAUGUGCAUCUCCGUCAGCCUCAGUGGGUCUGUGGUGCUGGGCUGCCUCUUUGCUCCAAAAAUCCACAUCAUCUUGUUUCAACCUCAGAAGAAUGUCUGCAACCUCCGAGUGGCCACCACCCGCUUUAGCGUCAACACCGGUCCGGCCUCCAGUUUUUCUCAAGCUUCGGCCUCUAACGUUGUUCCAACAGUUUGUAACGGACGAGAGGUGGUGGACUCCACAACGUCCUCCUUGUGAAGAUCAAGGUUUAUUUAUUUAUUUACUUAUUUUUUUGUAAACAGAGUAAUAUAAUCACUAGUCCUGAAUCAGGUGUCUCAGAUACAGACAGGGUCACGCAGGCGACCAUCCUGACUUUGUUGUCCUCAGAGUGCUGUGAGUACAAAUGUCCCAAUUAUGUCAUUUUGUUCUUUGACUCGUAGCAGUUUUGGAGCUGCCAAUAAAGGAAAUUAUAGCUCUUGUUUUUUGGAGAUUCUACUUGCAACAAUGGAGUAAAUUAUAGUAAAUCUGUUCAGUGUAAUAUAUUCAAGACGUUUUUAAUGUAGAAUAUAGUGGACCAGUUUGUGCUUUUCUUGUAAUUUAUGUAAAUAAAAAUGUGUUUUUUAUAAAUAGUAAAAUUUGUUUGUUUCUGCCUGUGAUUCCUGUACAUGGUAUAAUGAGGUGCAUUCCAGAGAAAUCACUGUUUGAUGGAAAAUCUGCACAAUGUGCUCAACAAUGCUAAAUCUACGGUUUGUGUUUAAUGCUUUACAACCUUCUAUGACAAAAUAAGUUUGACUUGUCAACCCUGUAUUGGUCGCUUUGAGUGAUGGUGGUUGAAAGAGUUCUUUGAAAAGAAGUCAAACCUUGAGCAUUGCAUUUAAGUUACACUUGAUUAUUCAAAAAAAAAAAAAAAAAAUCAUUUUUGCUAUGCAGAAACAUCCUUUGAUAACUCGACAU